Molecule: messenger RNA, 1818 nt
Organism: Candidula unifasciata
Lineage: Eukaryota; Metazoa; Mollusca; Gastropoda; Stylommatophora; Geomitridae
Source: the annotation of a GenBank genome assembly
AUGGUGUCCGGCCUAGUCAUUGGCGUGGUGUCUUCCAUAUUUCUGUGCGCUGUGAUACUGCUGGUGCUGGUCGGUAACACGCUUGUGGUGCUUGCUGUGGCCACUACACGCAAGUUGAGAACCGUCACCAAUGUGUUCAUAGUCAACCUGGCUUGCGCUGACUUACUGCUGGGCGUGCUUAUUUUGCCUUUCUCUGCUGUACUGGAGAUCAAAGACGUCUGGAUCUUUGGGCAGAUAUGGUGUCAGGCAUGGCUUGCUGUAGACGUAUGGCUGUGUACAGCAUCAAUCCUCAAUCUCUGCUGCAUCAGUUUCGAUCGGUAUGUUGCAAUCACGUGGCCCAUUCGUUACCCCGGCCUUAUGUCUUCUCGCAGGGCAAAGACUCUUGUAGCUGGUGUCUGGCUCUUUUCAUUCAUAAUUGGAUGUCCACCUCUAAUUGGCUGGAAUGACUAUCGAGUCAAAAAUGUCGACUCUAAUUGGACAACUCCUCAGCCAGUUGUCACUACCAUCGGCUACAUUGUGACAAAUAGCAGUCACUUAAUAUGUGACAGUGACGUGUUUGUUUCUGACAGUCUCCAACAAAAUAGUUCUUGCACCGCUCACACCGGUGUAGUUUCAGCCAAAAUCUGUGAACUAACAAGCUCCAGAGGAUAUCGCAUUUAUGCAGCUUUGGGUUCAUUCUUCAUUCCGAUGUUGGUGAUGGUGUUUUUUUAUUUACAGAUUUACCGAGCUGCUGUAAGAACUAUAUCUGCCUACGCGAAGGGUGAGUUGAAGACUAAAUAUUCCGUCAGGGAGAAAGAAAAUGGAAUGAAAACUAGCUCUGUAACUUUACGCGUUCAUAGAGGUGGGCGAGGGUAUAACGCUAAUAACAGCAGCUGGGGUAACGCCCAAGGAAAUGUUCAUUGUAUCUCUAGUGGCAAUACAACCUGCAAGCAAGGGACUGCAAACAAGGGAAGGGCGGAACGACCUUUUGAAGACGUUGGUCGAUUGCCUAUGAGACGAACCAGAAGCAGCGAUGCUAGUCUGGAAACUCUUUUAGAUCUCAACCCGGAUACGGAAAUUGCUGAUCCUGCUACUGCGCAUGGCACAGUGCAAAGACGUUGCAAGUCUUUCUGCUGGAGAUCCGAAAAUAAAUGCGUCGAAUGUCAAAAACAGCGUUCUUUUCGAGAUCGAAAUCAAAAUGGGGGAGACUCGAGUUCAAAAGUAUUCGGAAUUCGGUGCAUGUCUAUGGAUUCAGAGGAAAGUUCUUCUGGGGAUGCAAAACCUGAAGCGAAACGAAGCUACCAUCAGAGAACAUCCUCCGAAACUUCCACCCCUCUUACUACAUCAGCAUCAUGUCAUGCAUUUGAUACAGGUAUUGUUUAUAUCAGAGGAACGUCAGAGUCAGACAAGCCAAGAAGGCCUCGUUUCUCCGCUCAGAAGUCAGCUAACGCCAUGAAACUUCACAUGCAAAAAUUUAAUCGUGAAAAGAAAGCUGCCAAGACGUUAGCCAUUAUCGUGGGCGCUUUCAUUUUGUGUUGGAUGCCCUUCUUCACAACCUACCUCGUAGAUGCUUUCUGUGAUAACUGUAUAUCGUCGGCAGUAUUUUCUGUGGUUUUUUGGUUAGGGUAUUGCAAUUCUGCCAUGAACCCGUUUGUGUACGCCUUGUUUUCACAGGAUUUCCGAUUCGCGUUUAGAAAACUGCUUACUUGCAAAUGUACAAAGUCGUAUAGAAACCGACACUGUCUGCCUCAUAUUAACGAUGUUCCAACUAUUCAGCUGCACUGUGCACCCCAAGACGACGCCAGAAGCUGUUCGGAUAUUGAAGGACAAUGGAGAUGA